AAAAAGUAUAUUAGAAUUCUGAAAAAUAUGUACUUAAAAAAAGUUCAAAAUAUUGUUCUAAAACUUUAACAUUAAACAUUUAACAACAUUCCGACCAUUAUCAACACUAACGCGCUCGCCUAAAAAUAGACAAUAGUUUUGUACGAAUAAUAAAAGAAAGAAGAGGCCAUACAAAAAUCCGCAUACGAAUUGAGACAUUAAUACAAAUUGACUACCUGAGACAGUGGCAGUAUCUACACAAAUUCGUUUGCCUUGUAUACCGCUAAUUGAAUUAAGUAAAACAUCACUUUGAGUUCUUCCAUACAACUCGCACUGCCAAAGUUAAUCCAUAACUGAAACGCUAAAAAAUGGAGCCAAAUCUCAUACAACAACUCAUCAACGCAACCGAGAAAGCAGCUAAUAUUGCACGUGUCUGCCGUUCCAAUGAGACUUUACUGAAGUUGUUGGUACAGGAAAAAACCGGACCGGAAGCGAAUGCGCGCUUCGAACACGAUUUCAAAACCCUCGCUGAUGUGCUGAUACAAGAGACCAUCAAACGUGAUAUUGCUGCUGUGUUUCCUGCAAUGCGCGAUGCCAUUAAAGGCGAAGAAUCGCCGAACUUUACAAAUGCGGAUGGCGAGUCAACGGUUAUAGUAGUGGGGGAGACAGCAGAGGAAACAGCACAGUGUCUGGCGGCGAUACUAAAUGUCGAAGCGGCGGAAGUACUUGCCGGUGAGGUGCAUCGCGAUGUGGCAUACGAAGAAGCGCUUUUGGGUGAAAUUCCAGUGCUGCCACCAGAUUUGGAUUAUAGCAACUUGGGUAUUUGGAUAGAUCCAAUUGACGGCACUGCUGAGUACAUAUCUGGCGAUAGCAUUUUCACCGACUUUCCAGGCAUCACUUCAACUGGUUUAGAUUGUGUUACCGUGCUGGUUGGCGUAUACGAGCGCACGACUGGUAUACCCGUGAUUGGUGUUGUCUCCCAACCUUUCCACAACAAGCUGGAUGAAAAUGUGUACCGUUCCCUAGUGUUCUGGGGUGUUUGUUUACCGGACUUGCAGGCGAAUAAUUGCCAAUUUGAACGACCAGCGCGUGAAAAUCGUUUGGGCAUAUUCUCCAGCUCUGAAAAUGGCGAUAUACUACAACACAUUAUGGAGUUGGGCUAUGAGUUCGCAUUUGCUGCUGGUGCUGGCCAUAAAGCAUUGAAAGUUAUUACAUGGGAAGUGGAUUUGUAUUUGUUAAGCAAAGGUUCGACUUUCAAAUGGGAUACUUGUGCACCACAAGCCAUAUUGCGCUCGUUAGGAGGCGAUAUCUUCAGUUAUCGCGGUAGUAUUAGUGAAUGUAAGCCAAUACCACUUAGCUAUCUGGAGGGAGAUGAAGAGAUGGAAAAUACUAAAUGCAAUAAAGAUGGCUUAGUCGCGGUGCGUGAUGUGAGCUUAAUGGAUGAUUUGUUGACGAAUUUGGCCGGCUAAGCAUAAAGGAUGGAAAGUAAAUUGAGUUAAUGAAGGAAAAAGCAGAAGAUUUGGUUCUCAAAAAAUAUUAAUAGCCAGGUGCAUGUUGGCAUUCCUUUCUACUUCAAAAAUUUUAUAUAAUAUUUGAAUGUGUGGACUUUUGCUAGAGUUUUAUUAUUUUGCUAUUGCUAUUAUUUGUAAUGGUGUUGUUGUUAAAGUUAUUUUGGCAUUGUAUUUAAAAGUAAAUAUAUUGUAUUUUAGCAUAAAUUAUAAGGCAAGUGCAAUGUUAACAAUCAAAGCUAACUACUUAAUUUUGUGAUGCGUGCAAAUACGCUUUGGACAAGUAUACCUACAUAUAAAAUAGGUCUGUUUAUGUAAAAAUUAUCCAGUAACUUAAUUUCUGAGAAUUCGCGCUCAUAGUGAAAAAUAUCAAAAAAAAAAAAAAAAAUGUUUGAACUGAAAACUAGUAACAAUUUGCAAAUUUUACGAACAGCUGAUUAAAUUGUUGGCGGGCGAAAACAGAAAAUUUAAAAGAAUUCUCAGUUGAGCUACCUCGUGUUUAAUUUAAAAAAAAUGAAGCAAAUAAAAUGAAAAAUAACAAGUUUAGCAUUACAUCCUUUUUUUUGUCCACAAUAAUUUGUCCCAUUUCAUCAUUGCUGUCCGAUGAAGAAUAUUCUAUUAGAAAUAGUGUUAUUGUGGCAAUCACAGCUUUCCUUUGCUGUUGUUGUAGCAGCAUAAACAUUCCCCGAACUUACAUACGGGGAAUGCUGCUGGAGUCAGUCCUUGGCCGGAUAAAAAUCUGGGCCGCUUCGGUAACGUAGAACCGACUGUCGUGGAAACUAUAGCUUUCCUUUCCUUUUCCUUGCUUCCGUCUAUGCAUCUUUGUAUGUAUAUAUUUCGAAAAAUUAGUCAAUAACCAAGAAGUACAAGCAUAAAAAAGGAAGGUACAAAGGACCUUCAAUGCUUUUGAUUUGUAUUUCGGAAAAUGCAGCAACGUUGACUGAGGAUGUGAUUCAGAAGUGCAUUGCUCCAUAUUACUAGCCAAUUCCUAUUUAAUAAAUUACUUCAAAUAAACUUAAUAUAUUUUAUCUAAAAUAUAUUUACUUACAAUCUCCAUUUUAAUCACCAUUUUGAUUUUUUAAUUUUGAACUUUGACUCAAUUCGCAAAUUUGAAUCUGUGUUUAUUUUUACCUUGCGAUCAGCUGUUUUUCUCACUUACAAAUUCUUACGAGUAAACAUUUAUCCAGUAAAAACUUGCAACUUCCCCUCAAAAUGUAAUGCCAUUUAGCUCUCUCACUUUCCCCUACUUUGCAAGUUUUUUGGAUACAUGAACACCAAAGCUGGGUAGUUUCUAACAAUUGCCACAACUUCCUUGCUCCGUGAACAGACCUAAUAUUAUAUUUAUAGUCAUUAAGUUUGCUUGGGUAUAUUAUUUUAUUGAUGAUAAAAUCAAAAAGCAAUUUUAAAAGCAUACAUUAGCUACUGUAGCUGAAUAAUGCUGUAAAACUGAGACUUCAUUUAGUAUUGAAACAAAUUAUUAUACUUUGCAUAAACUUCAGAAUUUAUUGUUCUCUCAUCAACCUGGCUACAAAAUUGCGUAUCUCAUUAAAAAUGAACGACCUUGCCGUUUUUUGAUUUUUCACAGUAGUUCAAUUGAAAUCUAUGUUAUUUAGCAAAGAUCACCACCACCCUCCAAUAAGCCAAACUCUCAAUCGCGUGUUCUUCGAUAGUUGUUAAAACAUUUUAUUGGAUUUAUUGUUUUUAUUGUUUCCAAUACACAUUAUGGUACGCUAUUGCAAAUACAAUUAAAUAAACAAUGACACAUUAUUGUAAGACAUUACGAAUACAAAAACAAACAAAAAAUCAAAUCAAAAUACUAAUUAAAUGUAAAAAUUGUAAAAUAAAUGUACGCGAAAUGCUUUGAUGUUUCAAAGCAAAAAAAAGUGUACAAAUAUUAUAUUUAUUAUUUAGUUAGCUGCAGAAUAAGUUUACAUUUUCAAUACAUUAAAUUACAACAGAUGCACUUUGAGAGAAAAACGUUAACAUUUAAUACAAUAUAUCUAAUCUUUGUAAAACUAUUUGUUCAAAAUGUGCAUUAAAUAUUAAUGGCUGAGCAAAAAACACAGCAACAUAGACACAUACAGGGAGCGGUCGUAAAGACGAGCAUUUGAAAACAACAACACAAAAUUAUAAAUAUGCAGACUAAAGGUGAUGUUGUAGAAACGCUGGCAGUAGUAAAUUUUCGCCUUAACGAUAGAUAAUCAGUUUUAUUCGGAUAUGUUGGCAUUUACAUUAAACUUACGUAAUAAAUAAAUUGUUAUGGAAGCUGUU
Molecule: messenger RNA, 3758 nt
Organism: Anastrepha obliqua
Lineage: Eukaryota; Metazoa; Arthropoda; Insecta; Diptera; Tephritidae
Gene: Ipp
Product: inositol polyphosphate 1-phosphatase
Exons: 5
Coding region: 348-1448 (366 amino acids)
Biological process (GO): phosphatidylinositol phosphate biosynthetic process
Molecular function (GO): inositol-1,4-bisphosphate 1-phosphatase activity
Source: RefSeq, a predicted model, not a curated record